AUGGUGAGGCUACGAUUCAAGGCCUACGACACUCCAAUUACUGCCCUCCUAACAUGCUCGGAGAGCAUGUCGGUGGCCCGAGGAGCCAAAACCGAGGGAUGCAGCAUCACAAAAGACGAGAUGAGUGGAGCGCGGAGGCCGCCAACUCCAACUGUUCGUUUAGCGAGUACCUUGAAAAGACGAAGUAUUGGUAAAUUGGCGACUCCGAUUCUGAAAAAAUCUAUCAUUGCGACUCCGACAAACGCCACUAGACCACUCCAAAAUACAUUAAUAACAGGCAGAGCAACGACAUUUGGAGCAGCGAAUUAUUCACGUGUCAGUACAAUAAGUGGAAGACCGAUAGCGAAUGGAAAAGAAAAUGUUGGUCCGCGAUCAUCGAGACAAUCUGCCGAAGUGGCUCGAAAUGGGCCGACAACUCGAAACGGAGUGACAUCUGGAAGAGGGACAAGAAGUGUGACUGGACGAGUAGGAAUACCACCAAAAGAAAAUCCUGAAUUGGUUCUUCUUCGGGAAAAACUCAAAAUGACCGAGGAAAUUCUAGCAAUGAAAUCUGAAGAUUUGACAAAUAAGACGGAACAGUUAGCUCAGUUAACGGAAGUCAACGAAUUCCUGAAGAAAAAAAUAGACGACGCAACCAUUCAAUUGGAAAAACUGACUAAUGAAGUUAAAGAAAAAACAGACGAAUUAUUUAAAAAGGAAAACGAUUUGAGAAAACUUCAUAAUGAUGUUGUUGAUCUUAAGGGUCAAAUUCGUGUAGUGGUCCGGGUCCGUCCGCUAAUUGGCACCGAAAAAGACAAAUCAUCGUCGACGUUGAUUUCGUAUCCUUCUAGGAACUCGAUUGGAAUCGAACAAGGCGGAAAAUCGGCACAUUUUGAUUUUGAGAAUGUAUUUACGCCUGUGUUCACUCAAGGUGAAGUUUUCGAGAAUUUUCGAGAACUUGUUUUGUCUUGCCUUCAUGGGUAUAAUGUCUCGUUGAUUGCAUAUGGUCAGACGGGUUCUGGAAAAACUCAUACGAUGCGCGGAGGAGCUGGUGAUUUAGAAGGAGUUAUUCCAAGAUCGGUUGCUUACAUUUUCGAGAACAAAAAAAGUUUGGAAAUUCAAGGCUGGCAGUUUGAGUUUUUUCUGUCAUUUCUCGAAAUUUACAACAACGAGGUUUUCGAUCUUCUCGAGAAACACAAUAAACUGAAAGUGCGACUUGCUGGAAACGAUGUGGUCGUCGAUGGUCUCACAUCACAUCAGAUUUUGAAGCCAAACGACGUUGCGCAAUGGCUUCAAGCAUCGGAUCGAAAUCGGAAAACGGCAUCGACAAAUUGUAAUGCGGAAUCGUCGAGAUCUCACGCAAUUUUCCAAUUGACAGUUCAUGCGAAGCAACCCGAAACUCAAACUGCAACCACUUCUGUUUUGAAAUUAGUGGAUUUGGCGGGUUCGGAACGUGCAAAUGAAUCCGGUGCGAUCGGAGAUCGUUUCAAAGAGUUGACAUUCAUCAACCAAUCGUUGUCGGCCCUUCAGAAGUGCAUCAGUUUGCAGAAGCAGAACGCAAAUCAUGUUCCUUAUCGUGACACGAAGCUCACGCAGCUGUUGAAAGAUUGCAUUGGAGCUGGAAGCUCGAAGACAAUGGUCAUUGUUAAUAUAAAUCCGACCGACGAGCAAAUACAAGAAUCGAAACGAAGUCUCGAAUUUGCCGCCAAAAUGCGCGAGACGAAGAUUGGCGCAGCCGUUCACCAACGAAAUAUAUGA
Messenger RNA from Caenorhabditis bovis, 1737 nucleotides. NCBI's taxonomy places the organism in Eukaryota, Metazoa, Nematoda, Chromadorea, Rhabditida, Rhabditidae. The record is from the annotation of a GenBank genome assembly.